GUAAUUGCCGGUCUAGCUAGUUUGAUUGAAUCAGGUGUUUCUGGUCCAUUCUUGAUUAUUUCUCCUUUGUCUCUAAUAUCUGUAUGGGCUGAUCAGUUAGCAACGUUUGCACCCAGACUUCCAUGCAUAGUUUAUUAUGGAGCAAUGAAGGAGCGUUUAGAACUUCAGAAGCAAAUCCGUAGACGUGUGCACGUACCAUCAGAUGGACCUGACACCAUUUCAGUCCCUAACCCCAUCUGUCCACAAUCUUCUGAAACAUCAUUAUCUUCAAGUAGUAAUACUGAUGUCACAUUAUCAAAUUCCGAGUCAGUUUUAGAAAACUCCAUUGGAUCACUUUCUAACAGUUCAUCUUCUCUCCAUAGUGACCCGUCGUUGCAAAAACACACACUAAACUAUGUUGUAAAUGAUUUGAAAACCAGUGAAUCAGAAAAUAUUUUUCUUGAUAACAUGGAUGAUGACACUUCAAAAGCACCACAAUUUCUUGAUGAUAAUAACGGUGAAAUAUUAACUAAGAAAGACAAAUUAUGCUUCACAACUAAAAUAAAUCCUCAAGAUGAACAUAUAAACUUGAGAUCACCAGUUGAUGAAAAAAUUUAUAAAAAUGAAUUACUCACGACAAUACAUAAUCCUCCUGUCGAUUAUGUAUUGUCGUGA
Schistosoma turkestanicum is the source of this 654-nucleotide messenger RNA. Lineage: Eukaryota; Metazoa; Platyhelminthes; Trematoda; Strigeidida; Schistosomatidae. The record is from the annotation of a GenBank genome assembly.